CCAGUUCGAUCCCCAGCUAGGGGAUCAAGCCAUGGUAGUAGUCGUGCUGAGACAUAGCCCCUAUGCCACCAAGGAGGCCACUUUACACAGCUCUUAACUAUGACUUCAUUUAUUCUAUUUUUCUAAGUCACAUGUUUAUCCUGACAUUUAGUCAACAUUUCAGAUUCAGGUAUUUUUAUAUGGAAAAUAAAAAUUUUAUUCUUUUACCACCACCACCCACCACUCUUUCUGAUACACAUACUCACACAUACAAACCUCUCUUUAUUCCUUCUUCAAAAUAUAAUUAUUUCACCACUUUGGUUAAAUUCCUAUUUAUUUGGUAUUUAAAUAUUUCUUUCUAAAUGUCUCAAUGAAGCUCAGUAUCUUCCUGUUCCAUGUGGACAGUUUAUUCUGUGAUACAGAGCUGUUGAUAAACCCAUGGAGCAUUCAUUCCUAUCCACCCUUGCCUAUGCUCCACACGAUCAAACCAGUAUCCUUAGGCCUCUCAUCACCUCUGUGGUAUGAAUAUUCUUGGCUUUUCUGAUAGAUCUAAAUAGCACUGUGCUGUACUUUUAUGUUUUAAUCUGCCUUGUGGAUACAGUGUCCUGAAACCACAAAGGAAGCCUGAUCUGAUGAGUUUUUAUUCUCUUCUCCAGCUGCACCUUCUCAGGCCCCGGGCAUUCCUAAAAGAAGAGGAAAUGACUGAGUUCCAGGAAACAGUGACAUUCAAAGAUGUGGCUAUUGACUUCACCCAGGAAGAGUGGCAGCAAUUGGAUCCUGCUCAAAGGAACCUGUAUCGGAAUGUGAUGCUAGAAAACUAUAACAACUUAAUCACAGUGGGCUGUCCAUUCACCAAGCCUGAUGUGAUAUUCAAGUUGGAGCAAGAAGAAGAACCAUGGGUGUUGGAGGAAGGUGUGUUAAGAAGACACUAUCCAGAAAUAUGGGUUACUGAUGAGCAUGAGAAAGUCCAGGACAAACUUUUGACACAACUUGAAGAUAAAUUCACAAAAACAUGGACUGAAGAAAAAGUCAGUGAGUGUCAUCAGAAAUUUACAAAUGUAUUUCCUCCGAACUCAGACUUUUUCCCUUCCAGUCACAAUAUGUAUGAAUAUGACUUAUUUGGACAAUGUUUAGGGCAUAAUUUUGAUUAUCAUAAUAAUGAAAGAAUCCUUAUAAGAAAGGAAAAUUGUGAUUACAAUGAAGCUAUGAAAUCAUUUGGCAGUAGCUCAUCCCAUCAUGUAGUAACCCCCUUUAGGUGUAAUCAUUGUGGAAAAGGAUUCAGUCAAACCUUAGACCUCAUAAGACACUUAAGAAUUCAUACUGGAGAGAAACCUUAUGAAUGUAAAAAAUGUAGGAAAGCCUUCAGCCAUAAGGAAAAACUUAUUAAACAUAACAAAAUUCACAGUAGGGAGCAAUCUUAUGAAUGUAAUGAAUGUGGAAAAACUUUCAUUAAAAUGUCAAAUCUCAUUAGACAUCAAAGAAUUCACACUGGAGAGAAACCCUAUGCAUGUAAGGAAUGUGGGAAAUCCUUCAGCCAGAAAUCUAAUCUCAUUGAUCAUGAAAAAAUUCAUACUGGAGAAAAACCUUAUGAAUGUAAUGAAUGUGGAAAAGCCUUCAGCCAGAAACAAAGUCUCAUUGCACAUCAGAAAGUUCAUACCGGGGAGAAACCUUAUGCAUGUAAUGAAUGCGGUAAAGCCUUCCCUCGAAUUGCAUCCCUUGCUCUUCAUAUGAGAAGUCAUACAGGCGAAAAACCUUAUAAAUGUGAUAAAUGUGGAAAAGCCUUCUCUCAGUUUUCCAUGCUUAUUAUACAUGUGAGAAUUCAUACAGGUGAGAAACCCUAUGAGUGUAAUGAAUGUGGAAAAUCCUUCUCUCAAAGCUCAGCCCUUACUGUACAUAUGAGAAGUCAUACUGGUGAGAAACCUUACGAAUGUAAGGAAUGUAGAAAAGCCUUCAGCCACAAGAAAAACUUCAUUACACAUCAGAAGAUUCAUACUAGAGAGAAACCUUAUGAAUGUAAUGAAUGUGGAAAAGCAUUCAUUCAGAUGUCAAAUCUUGUUCGACACCAGAGAAUCCACACUGGAGAGAAACCCUAUAUAUGUAAGGAAUGUGGCAAAGCUUUUAGCCAGAAAUCGAAUCUCAUUGCUCAUGAAAAAAUUCACUCUGGAGAGAAACCCUAUGAAUGUAAUGAAUGUGGUAAAGCCUUCAGCCAAAAGCAAAACUUUAUUACCCAUCAGAAAGUUCACACUGGAGAGAAACCUUAUGAUUGUAACGAAUGUGGUAAAGCCUUCUCUCAGAUUGCAUCCCUUACUCUUCAUCUGAGAAGUCACACAGGGGAAAAGCCUUAUGAAUGUGAUAAAUGUGGAAAAGCCUUCUCUCAGUGCUCACUGCUUAAUUUACACAUGAGAAGUCAUACAGGUGAGAAGCCCUAUGUAUGUAAUGAAUGUGGAAAAGCUUUCUCUCAAAGAACUUCCCUUAUUGUGCAUAUGAGAGGUCACACGGGUGAGAAACCCUAUGAAUGUAAUAAAUGUGGGAAAGCCUUCUCCCAAAGCUCAUCACUAACUAUACAUAUACGUGGUCACACAGGUGAGAAACCCUUUGACUGUAGCAAAUGUGGAAAAGCCUUCUCUCAAAUCUCAUCUCUUACACUUCACAUGAGAAAACAUACAGGGGAGAAGCCUUAUCACUGUAAUGAGUGUGGCAAAGCUUUCAGCCAAAAAUCACACCUUGUUAGACACCAGAGAAUUCAUACUCAUUAGAAUAUAAAUAUGGCGAAUAUGGAAAAGCCUUCAGAAGGAAUCUGUGCAUCCUUGCACGAUAUAUAAUCAGUUCUAGAGCAGAAAACUGAAUGUGGGAAAGUACUUUGAAGAAGCCACAUUUGUAAAAUAUGGGAAUUCUUAUCAAGGUGAAAAAUUUUAUGAUGAGAAGCUGAUCAAAAAGGUUUAGCAAGACAGCUUAUCUAUCAAUAUUUAGUCAGCAUUCUCAUUAAAAUUUGGUAUCUGUUAUCAGCAUAUCAGCAUGAUCCUUGAACUCCUAGCCAAUAGAAUAAGCAAGAAAGAUUGCAAAAAGAGUAACUUUAACCUUUUAUACAAAAAAUAUUUCAUUAAAAAUGUAUUGAUAUAUCUAAGGAUAAGCACAACAAUGAAUUACAAGACAAGUAUAUAGAGAGAGAUAAGAACAUUUUGAAGAGCACAAAACACCUGAAAAUUUGAGGGAAAAAAUAUUGUAGACUUGCCAUUAUAAAAAUAUGUAGGUUCUCUCCCAAGUAUCUUAAUUUAAAGUAUUUCCAACUCAGAGUUUUUAGCAGUUAUACUUUUAGAAAUUUCACAAACCAAUUCUAAAUUUUAUAUGGAAUGUAAAGGACUACAGGUAGCUGAGUCAAAUGUGAAGGAGAAAUUCUGAAGACAGGAUCUUCUAAAUGUAAUUAUAUACUUUAAAGCUGGUAUCACUUAAAUGGUGUGUUCUUACCUAGAAUAAUUGAGUGGAAGCUGAUACAAAAAUUGAAGACUGAUACAAAAAUCCAAGGAGAUGUGGGAAUUUUUGUAUGUGUAUGACAGUGCUAUUGAAAUCACUGGAGAAAUUAUGGCCUAUGCAAUAAAUGGAAGAUUCAUAUGAACAACAAAGUUCUCUGUCAUUUACAAAAAAUAAAAUCCAAAUAGAUUGAAGAUCGGAAUGUAAAAAGCAAAUUCUAAAGCUAUCAUGAAAAUAGAAUAUAUAACAUUUGAAAAACAGGAUUUCUUUUAGAACACAUAAACAUGGUACAAUCAAUUCUACUUUGGUGUUUUGGCCUCAAAGGUGCCGGAUAUGUACGCAGAGAAAGAUCUAGAUCUCAUUGUGUUCUCUGAAUCCUGGUUUGUAUUGACUCUAAAUUGGACAUCACAAAUUUCCAUCAGUGGAGGGUAAAACAACACAAUACGAUCAUUUCUAUUCAAUUGAGUGUUUAGAGAGAUACAAAUUUGUUUCUCAUAUCAUUACAUGAGUAGAGCACAUUAUAUAAUGUUAAGAGAAAAAAGCAAAAAUGCACAAUGAAACUAUACAUUUUUAUAAAUGUAAUAAAAUAGUGCAAAAAACAGUACUGUUUCAAUCAUGGAUCCAUGUAUGACAUUGAUUGCCUUUUAGGAAGUGGGAAGGGUUUGGAGAGGGACUUGUUAUAUUUACUUGUAAUAUUUCCUUAAUAAAAGAAUGAAAGCAAAUAAGACAGUGGCAAAAAAUUUUUUUAUAGUUUAUCUUUAGUUUCCGAUUUCUCUUAAAUAAGAACCAAUGAGUGAUCUUAUUUAAUCUCCCUUUUUUCCAGGUAGUCUCCAUAUUUAAAGCUUUUUGGGUGGGGAUGGAAUUUCAACUCCCCAUUGGCCCUUUAUCACAUGGGGGAAGGUGAAAAUUUGAUUUGAGAAGCACUGCCUCAAACCACCUAGCUCUACCUUGCUGCUUCUGGUUGGGUGUGGAAGUUCAUCCCGGCCAAACCUGCCCACCAUGGGGCGAAACGGGGCUGAUACCCCAAAUAGUGCUCUUGCACCAAGACAGAGCUUUGGGGUGAGAGUAGGGAGGAAGGAUGAAGGGCAAUGAAGUCAGGGGAGGAAAGAAACAAGUUCUGUAAGAGGGAAGGAAGGGCUUUCUGUACUCUGCGCCCAUCAACACAGCCCCACUUUGGACCAAGGGGACCGAAGAGCCAAAACAGUCUGAAGUUCACAUUUCUAUGGGUAGCUCUUUGCAUAUAACUGUACUCAGAGGCUGGAAAAUAAACUUGAGGGUAAUCAGUUUUUCUGCUGUCAUCAUCUCAGACCAAGCACAGUGGGUCAGAAAAACAAUAAUGAAAAUGGGGCCUCCCUGAGGGUGGCGCGGGGGGUUGAGCACAGCACUGUGAAGCUGUCCUGUAGCCUCUGCCACAGCACGAGUUGGAUCCCCCACUAGCCAGAGGGCAACCCACGUGGCACAGCACACCUCUCCUGUCUCACCUUCUGCUCCCCUC
Molecule: messenger RNA, 4942 nt
Organism: Talpa occidentalis (Iberian mole)
Lineage: Eukaryota; Metazoa; Chordata; Mammalia; Eulipotyphla; Talpidae
Gene: ZNF569
Product: zinc finger protein 569
Exons: 4
Coding region: 612-2735 (707 amino acids)
Biological process (GO): regulation of transcription by RNA polymerase II
Cellular component (GO): nucleus
Molecular function (GO): DNA-binding transcription factor activity, RNA polymerase II-specific; RNA polymerase II transcription regulatory region sequence-specific DNA binding
Source: RefSeq, a predicted model, not a curated record